CCACUUUAAUAUAUUUUUUUCUGCUCCAGGUGGCUUGAAUAAGACGAUGAAGAUGGCUUUGUAUAUCGGGGCGCCCAUUGUGGGUGUCCUUCUUUUACUGGCCAUUCUCUUCGCCCUAUGCUUCUGUAGGAGCAGAAACAAGGAAGGUUAUCAGCCUCCGGUAGAGUUAAAGGAUGGACAAGUUAUUUUACCGUCGCAUGGUCACAGACUCUACAUUGAUCCUAGCAACUAUGAAGACCCCGAGGAAGCCUUGCGAAGUUUUGCCAAAGAGCUGGAGAAGAAGUGGAUCUCUUUAGAAAAGAUCAUUGGAGGAGGUGAAUUUGGUGAUGUUUACCAAGGGACGUUAUCACGGCCAGACGAAGAGCCUAUUCUUGUUGCUGUCAAGACUUUAAAGGUGACCUCUGUAGUUCCUUUACUUUCCUCUAGCUCGCAGAAAUUGGACGGCAAGCUUACCAUACUACAGCUGCUGGGAAUGGCACGAGGUGUCUCUUCAGGCAUGAAAUAUCUGUCUGAAAUGAACUUUGUUCAUCGGGAUCUGGCUGCUCGUAAUAUAUUGGUGUCAGAAAACAUGGUUUGUAAAGUCGCAGAUUUCGGCCUGUCCAGAGAACUAGAGGACUCUGCUUAUGAAACAUCGGGAGGUAAGAUUCCUGUGAGAUGGACGGCGCCAGAGGCGAUUGAUUAUCGUAAAUUUACUGCAGCGAGUGAUGUGUGGAGCUAUGGAGUGCUCUUGUGGGAGAUCAUGUCAUUUGCUGAAAGACCUUACUGGGAUUGGGGUAACUAUGAGGUAAUGGACCGAGUGAAGGGAGGAUAUCGUCUUCCGCCUCCGUUGGAUUGCCCAAAGGCCAUUCAUCAAAUCAUGUUGAACUGCUGGAAUGUUGACCGCAAUAAGCGACCCAAGUUUGCUGAAAUCGUGAAGAAGCUAGACCAGCUGAUUCGCUCCCCUGACAAGCUCAAUGAAGUGUCUACUACUGUUCCCAAGUCGCCCAAGAUGGAAUACACCGAAAAGACGACCGUACAUGAUUGGCUAGAGAGCAUCAAGAUGGGACAAUACAGCGACAUGUUCAGCAAAGCAGGCUACACGCACCUGGACCAAGUGGCCAAGCAGGAUGAACUGGAUCUUAACGACAUGGGAAUCAAGCUCAUCGGGCACAAGAACAAGAUUAGGAAGAGUCUUAGAGACGUUAAGAAGACUUUGGACAAAGAACCCUUCCUUCCGGUGUAACUCUCAGCGCGGAUUGGUGACGAGCCUGAGAUUGCGCGAGACUGGGAACAAAGGCAUGCGCUUCAGCGAACUGACAGGGAUUUAGAUAAGUGCAGAAACAAAAGAAUGGACAUGGAGAAAUUUACGAAACUCUUGUAGGAACGACACCGUGGAUUAGUUUAAGCGUAUUUGACGAUUUUUAACAUUGCAAAUUUACUAAUUUCGCCAUAAUACAAUUAUUGUUAUUACAAAUAACAAGUUACCCCACACAGCAGUACACUAUUUCAAAUGGGUGGAAAUCUUGAAGGGUGGAAUCCCCGAAGUACGGACAACAACAAAAUUCCUUCAUUUUUUAUCCCAAUCUACUGACGAGUCAAUUAUAGUUGUACGGAUCCCUGUUGCUGUUGACUAGUCUCUCAAAGCAAAAUGCGCUCAGGUGCUGUUAAUUGACCUUUUCGUCUCUUUAUUGAAAGGAUAUUUAAGUCGGUUUGAAAUGGGGAAUUGCCUGGGGUCUUGAAAAUUUAGCACACAUGUAUCUAUGGUAUGCUUGUAGCAAAUAUCGAACAUUGCGAACAAUUUUAUUAGUGAUGUAGAACUUUAAGUUAAAAUAUCAGCAUGGGUCUUGUUCAAUUCCAUAUUAGCUUUAUUGUCGCCAUAAGGAGUACGGUUUAAUCAUAAUUUAUUACUUUGGGAAGUAUGAAUUGAAUUUGUAACAAGCACGCUGCGCUACACUUGUGCACAACCCUUGCGCUCGCACAAAUACUUCUAUUUUUUAGGGGUAAAGUUAUAAUUUGUUAGAGGAGGUUUAAAAUGAAUAUAAAUAAAUAAUUGGCAGGUCGUGUUAAAUAGACCAAUUUCGUAUUCUCGGUACUGAACUGGAACUAGCUUGCAAUGGAGGCUCAUGGAGAGGAAUAUAAGACUCCCCGCAUUAGCCUCAGUUCCAAGCUAGAUCCAGUCCAA
Molecule: messenger RNA, 2161 nt
Organism: Orbicella faveolata
Lineage: Eukaryota; Metazoa; Cnidaria; Anthozoa; Scleractinia; Merulinidae
Product: ephrin type-A receptor 4-like
Biological process (GO): protein phosphorylation; ephrin receptor signaling pathway; axon guidance
Cellular component (GO): dendrite; plasma membrane
Molecular function (GO): protein binding; transmembrane-ephrin receptor activity; ATP binding
Source: RefSeq, a predicted model, not a curated record